Messenger RNA from Suillus bovinus, 999 nucleotides. Its product is annotated as integral membrane protein DUF92-domain-containing protein. The coding region runs from base 1 to 999 and encodes 332 amino acids. Gene Ontology annotation, cellular component: membrane. The transcript is spliced from 5 exons. The record is from RefSeq and is a predicted model, not a curated record. NCBI's taxonomy places the organism in Eukaryota, Fungi, Basidiomycota, Agaricomycetes, Boletales, Suillaceae.
AUGGCCCACAUCCCCUUAAUACCGUUAAUUAUUUCCACUCUGCUCAGUGUACAUGGAUUGCGCUCACGAUCACUCUCUUUCUCUGGUGCAGCGACUGCCUUCGUGGUUGGCUUCAGCAUUCUUGCAACGCCUGUGCGGGCCAUUGGGGUCACUCUCAUCGUGUUCUACUUGAUCGGCUCCAGAGCCACCAAAUAUGGCAAGAAACGAAAGGCUCAGCUUGAAGAUGACUAUCAAGACGCUGGCUACCGAUCUGGCGCCCAAGUUCUCUGCAACUCAUUCACCGCGUUACUUGCGAGUGGAAUAUGGUGUCUUGCCUUUGCACCUGACAUGUUGCCGUGGAGUCUACUAUUCAACUCUUACAUUCGCUCGGGCUCCCCAUUAUUGGAGAGUGUGCCAUACGGAGAUGGUCGGUGGUGCCCACUGGACGCAACGGUGUCAAGUGGAUUGAGUCGCGCGCUGAUGUUUCUGGCGCUUGGCCACUUUGCCUGCUGCCUGGGGGAUACUCUCGCGUCAGAACUCGGUAUCCUCUCUUCCCACCCGCCAAUUCUUAUCACGACGCUGAAAACUGUUCCACCCGGCACAAACGGUGGUAUCUCACUCGGCGGGACACUUGCCAGUUUAUUCGGCGGUCUGUCCAUGGGUGUAACAAUGUUAAUUUCAAUCAUCGUAGAAAAUGCACACUGCAGGAGCAAUUGGAUGGUUAUUCUUCCGUCACUCGUAUUCUGGGGUGGUGUAGCAGGUGCUGGCGGGAGCAUGCUGGAUUCGUUCCUGGGAGCGACCCUACAGCGCACACGUUAUUCGGUUGAAAAAAGGAUUAUUCUUACUGGUCACAAAGCAGAACCUGAACGCGGACGGAAAGACACUGUGAAAGUUAUCAGCGGACUCAAUUUAUUGACAAACAAUCAGGUCAACUUGCUGUCAUCGAUAGUGACUGCGCUUGUUGUCGCAAGAUUUGCCUCGACGUCAGAGACAUGGUCAUUUUCUGUGCUUGAUCUGUAG